AUGUCGAUCAGCACAACUGGAGCUUGGGCCCCGGAGGUUGGGGAGGAUGACGCGCCGGCGACGCCCAAGGCACCCAGCGACGACGACGAGCUGCCUUCCGUACCCUGCACACCAGAUUAUGACGACAAGGCGACGCAUCCGGCCCCGGUGCAGGAAGUUUACGACUUUGCCAACGACGAAUAG
This is a messenger RNA of Cladophialophora immunda, 183 nucleotides long. RefSeq lists its product as uncharacterized. NCBI's taxonomy places the organism in Eukaryota, Fungi, Ascomycota, Eurotiomycetes, Chaetothyriales, Herpotrichiellaceae. The record is from RefSeq and is a predicted model, not a curated record. The transcript has a single exon. Bases 1 to 183 code for a protein of 60 amino acids.